Penicillium olsonii is the source of this 6330-nucleotide messenger RNA. The record is from the annotation of a GenBank genome assembly. Lineage: Eukaryota; Fungi; Ascomycota; Eurotiomycetes; Eurotiales; Aspergillaceae.
AUGGCGAUAAAUCAGGGCUGUGAGGUGUGCUUGCAAGUAUGUAUCGAUCUGAACCAUCUGCGACUGUCGAUUCGAUAUCGAGAAAGUCUGCUAUCUCCUACUGCCGCAGAAAAUGUGCUCAGUACCGUUCAGCAAGCUAUUCUCAGCGGAAUCUGCGAUCUUCCAGUGCCAAUAAUGCGCCUUUCCCUCUUUACAAGUCGACAUCAAAGCCAUAUCGAAGAUUUCCAGAGACCACCCUCAGCCCUAGACAUGCCGCCAAAGUCCUCUUGGUGGGAGGAGCUGAAGAUUUCCGUGUUGGAGCAGGCAGGCAGGCGUGAUGCAGUAGCGCUGGAUGGGUGGGACGGUGUGUGUACAUAUGGAGAGCUCGAUGAAAUGUCGUCUCGAGCCGCUGCUCACUUGCAGAGUAUUGGAAUAGGCUCGCAGAUGAUGAUUCCAGUGUGUUUUGAAAAAUCCAUUUGGUCAGUCAUUGCAACCAUCGGUGUCCACAGGACUGGGGCUGCAUUUGUUCCUUUAGAUCCGGUCUUGCCCACUGCGCGAAUCCAAAAAGUGGUGGCCUUGACGGAGUGCAAGUUUGUCGUUGUUUCAUCCACUCAGCAGCACCGAUUCGAAGGCUCGUCGGUCACUCCAGUCAUUAUCAACCAGUCAUUAUCAAUGGAGAGGCUUGGUCACUUUUCCGCUCGCGAAUGCACUUUCGCCGUCUGGAGUUUCCAUGGAGGACCCUGGCUACUGUCUUUUUACCUCCGGGAGCUCUGGAACUCCCAAAGACAGAGUACAACGGUGCAUCUCAGCGAACGCUCGCGCAGUCUCCAAUUCGCCUCUCAGUCCUUCGGUAUUUUGAUCAUCGAGAUCUACUGCACCCUUGGCAUCGGGGGCACUGUCUGCAUUGUCUCCGACGAGGAUUGUGCAGGAAUCAGCAACUUGGCGCGUGUAAUCACUCGAGUCAAUGCAAACUGGACCUUCAUGACUCCGACGAUGGUCGGCUCAUUACAUCCGAUAGAGGUUCCCUGUCUUCAAACAAUUGUGACAGGCGGUGAGCCCUUGCAAAAGUCCCAGAUCAUGACCUGGGCAGCCGCCGUCAGUCUACACCAGGCGUUGGGCUUAACAGAGUGGGCAGGAACAUGUUGUAUAUCUCCUCGCAUCACCUCGCCUUCUUGCAUGGGAGUGUUUGGGAAGCCAAUGCCCCAUGCACGAGCAUGGCUCGUCGACCCUGGGAAUGAGCAGUCUCUUGCCCCCAUCGGGGCAGUCGCCGAGCUAUGCAUUGAAGGAACGUGUCUUGCACAGGGUUACCUCAAUGACUCUGGCGCAUCAUCCAAGGCCUUUAUGGUGCACCCUGGAUGGGCACAGGAGCCGCUCUUUCCGGCAAUCGACGGCCCACGUAGGCUUUAUAAGACCGGGGACCUUGUGCGAUACAUGUGUGAUGGAAGUAUCCAGCACGCCGGACGAAAAGGCAUGCAGCGGAAGGUCCGUGGCCAACGGAUUGAGAUCACGGAGGUCGAGUACCAUCUCAGACAGCACUUCCCUGAGGCCCUGCGGGUGUUUGAAGAAAUAAUCACUCCUUGUGAUGAUGCCGCAUCGAGUUCGGUGUUGACAGCCUUUCUUCAGCUCGACCAACCAGGGGCUGAGCAAAAUGGCAGUGGCAAUGGCGAGAACUGGUUUUCCCCCGUCGGUCAGACCCUGCAAGAGCGGAUCAAUGCAACGCGCCAGGCCCUUUCCUCCCAGGUGCCCCGAUACAUGAUCCCUGGCUUUUUCCUUUGUAUUCGUGAGGUUCCCUUUACUGUUAGUGGAAAGCUCGAUCGGCGACGUCUGAGCAACUAUGCAAACCAGCUCACGCGCUAUGGACUGCUUGGCAAGGACCAGGCAAAUGGGUCACGCCGGGCACCGGCGACGGAGAUGGAGACAACACUGCUUGCACUCUUCGCCUCGUCCCUCAAAACUUCCGUGGAUAUGGUUGGAGUCGAUGAUAACUUCUUCCACCUUGGGGGCGAUUCAAUCAAGGCCAUGGCUCUUGCUGGCCGAGCGCGCUCUCAGUAUGAACUACGCAUCACUGUAGGCGACAUCCUUACUCACCCAACAGUCUCUCAGUUAGCCGUUGUGAUAGCAGAGAAAAAACUCCCUCCAGAGGUCAAUGGCGUUUUACCUUUCUCCCUACUGUUCCAGGCCCAAACCAAGGAGGAGGUUGUCCAAGACGCCUGCAAACAAUGCCAAGGCAAUCCGACACCAUUGAGGAUAUCUAUCCCUGUACACCUCUUCAGCAGGCCUGUCUGGCACGAGUCGGCUACUCUCUUCACGCGGGACGAUCGAGACGAGAAGCCCGAGCUGCUGGUCGACUUUGGCCAUCCAUUAGCCCGGAUUUCCAUUCACCGGGACAAUACUAGCAACUGCAUCCAGCUAGCGCUCACUAUGCAUCACUCUGUGAUUGACGGGUGGUGUUCCCGCAAGAUCCUGGAUCAGGUAGAAGCGGUUUAUCAUGGGAAACCUCUGACAGCGUCACCUCCGUUCGCUACUUUCGUCCAAUACCUCAGCCAGCUUCCAGACCACAAGGCAUACUGGACGGAGUACUUCUCAGGGAUCAAUACAGAGUCUCAAUAUCAAGGUAACAGCGACAUUGUCUACGGCGUGACUGUGUCUGGACGGAAUGCACCCGUUCCGGGUAUCUUGACAAUAAUCUCCCCAACAGUAGCGACCAUGCCAUUCCGAGUACGACUAGAUCCAGCCGCAUCGAUUGCGGACACACUGGACAGUGCAGUUGCGCAGACGGUCAGGAGCAUUCCUCAUGAGCAGACGGGACUGCAGAACAUCAGGAAGUUUGGCGAAGAUGUCGCCGCUGCGUGUGAAUUUCAGACACUGCUCGUAAUUCAACAUAUUGAAAGCACUACGGGGUACAGUCUGUUGGGAGCCGAGGCUCGGGAGACCAGCCUCUCUGCUUUUGGCACACAUGCCCUCACUCUGGUCUGCAAUCUUAACGCGGAUCCGGUGGAGCUGAAGGCAUGGCACGACCCUAAGAUCGUACCCGAACGACAGGUCUGUCGUAUCCUCGGUCAGCUCAAGCAUGUGGUUGAAAACAUUUGUAAAUCACUAGCUGCCACAGUGAAUGACUGCAUGACUGUGAGUCCAAGUGACGCCGAGGAAAUCAGCGCCUGGAAUCGGCCAGUUCCAGCCUUAUCUCAGGAAGGCGUCGAGGUACUGUUUCGCCAGCAGUGCGUGGCACAUCCGAACCAACUCGCAGUAGAUGGAUGGGAUGUGCAAUUUAGUUAUCAAUCCCUCGAUGAGCACUCCACUCAGCUGGCCAAGCACUUGGUAUCGAUGAAGAUCGGAUCCGGGGAAUUCGUACCCAUCUGCACUGAAAAGUCCGGAUGGACGAUUGUCUGCAUGUUUGCCGUGAUCAAAACCGGGGCUGCAUUCUUUCUUCUUGAUCCAGCGGUCCCGAAGCAGCGAUUGGCGAGUAGUUGCCAGCAGGCGAAAUCCAAGCCGGUACUCACGACGACUGGAACUCUUCCACUUGCACCGGAACUAGUGGCAAAUGUUGUUCUCGCAGAUGAUCUAUACCCUGCCAGAACGGACAUAUCCCUGCCAGCCAUUGAGCCAGAUCACCCCCUGUUCGCCGCGUUCACUUCGGGGUCAUCCGGUGUUCCCAAAGCGGCCAUGGCGAGCCACCAAUCAUUCCUCAGUUACUCUCUCCCCGUGAUGACGAGGAUGGAGAUAGACGGGAGAGUCCGAUGGCUCCAAUUCUGCUCCUAUGCAUUCGACAUGAGUGUGAACGAAACUCUGUGGACGAUGCUAGGGGGUGGCUGUAUCUGCGUUCCAUCUGACUCGGGGCGCAUGGACAACUUUGUUGAUACUGUAACAACCUUCCGUCCGACUCGCACUAUCCUCACCCCCUCCUUUAUGCGCUCGAUUGAUCCUAAGCAUCUCCCAUCUCUCCGCGCACUCAUGCUGGGUGGCGAGCCGACACAGCCGUCGGACCUUGCCGCCUGGAGCCCAUACAUGAAGCUGAUGAUGGAAUACGGACCUGCUAAGUGCGGCUCAACUCACCUUCGGUCCUAUAGUGAGAGUCCCGAUGACCCUUACACAUCCGUUGGGUUCCUCACAGGUGGUGCCAACUGGCUUGUGGCCCCUGGGGACCCGGAAAAGCUUCUUCCUAUCGGUGCAGUGGGCGAAUUGUUACUCGAAGGCCCGUUCGUCGGGCAGGGGUAUAUGCACAAUGCGGCCAAAACCCAGGAAGUCUUCCUUGCAGAGCCCAGUUACGUGCGAAAGCUCCGUAAUGGCCCGAGUCGCGUGUAUAAGACUGGCGACCUGAUGCGAUACAAUGUUGAUGGGUCCCUCAGUUUCGUCGGACGGAUGGAUUCUCAGGUCAAGAUCCGUGGGCAACGGAUCGAGUUGACCGAUGUCGUGGUCGAGCUGGUCUCGCCGGAAGGCCGUGGAGCACCUUUCCUCGCAGCUUUCAUCUUCACCCCCAUUGAAGGCCAGCGGGGUACCAAUUCGGACACGAAAAAGACGAAUGCAAGCUGCCAUGUCUUCCAUCAACCGGAAGAAGGAUUUGAAGAGUAUGCAGCCAAGGCUCUCGUUCUGCUUCGUGAUCGACUACCUCGCUUCAUGAUCCCGUCGAUGAUGAUCAAUCUCGCACGCAUGCCACAAACCGCUAGUGGCAAAAUUGAUCGUAGAUACCUUCGAAAGACAUUAGCUGAGUUGCCAGAUGAAGAGCUCAAGCAAUUCCGUGCCAGGAAUGAGAAGAAGCGUGGCCCAGCCACCGAGAUGGAACAGAAGAUUCAAACCUACUGCGCCGUGGCCUUGAAGAUCCCAUGCGAUGAGGUUGGUCUGAAUGACAGCUUCCUCCAGAUUGGUGGCGACUCCAUCAGCGCCAUGUACAUGGUGGCCGAAGCCCGCAAAGAUGGAGUCACAAUCAGCGUGGUUGAUAUUCUGGACAAUCCUCGCCUGUCCAAACUGGCCAGUCAUGUGGCAAAUCACAACGGCUCUUUGGCCAGCCCCAGCUCUGACAGUAGUGCUGAGAUUGAGCUGUUCUCGCUCGUCGAUGACGAGGCUCGGACAGAAGCCACACGUGAGCUCUUGCAGCUGCAGAUCGUAAAGCAGGAAUCGCAUAUUUUGGACAUCCUACCAGUGACUGCGAGUCAGCAUUUCUUCCUCACUCAGUGGACUCCAUUCUUCGGGUGCUCCUUUUUGACUGGUUUUGUUGACGGGAAGCGCCUUCGCCGCGCCUGUCAGGCUGCGAUGUCUGCCCACAGUAUCCUGCGCACUGCGUUUGUGCAAACGCAGCACGGUUUGCUCCAGGCAGUACUUCAGAACAUUGACCUUCCAUUUCAACAGAGGACCACGACAGAGGACCUGCUGACCUACUGCGACGCGGUGUGGCAAAGGGACUCGGAGAUAGCAUCCACUGUCAACACUGCGCCGCUCCGUUUUGAGCUCGUGUCGCGGUCGGCAACAGAGCACGCUUUCAUCGUCCGUGUCUCCCACGCCCAGUAUGACGGUCUCUCGAUGCCAACCCUGAUGACUGCUUUGGCAGCGGCGUACACGGGGGACACCCCAGAGGCCGUGAUCAACUUCGCCAAUUAUCUGCACCUUCGCUCUUUGCAAGAUCAUACGGCUACAUACGACUUUUGGCGCCAGUAUCUGCUCGAUUCCUCGGUCCGGUCAUUGGAUAUUUCCACCGAUGGACCCUCUCCGAGUCCAAGUCCUAGUGCCGCCUCUUCGCGCAUCAGCGCCGGACAAAACAUCCCCAUGCCCAGUCUCCCUGUCGGCCUGACUGUCGCAAGUCUUGUCAAGGCCGCCGCCGCCUGGCUCUUCACCCGGAAUACUCAUCACACCGAUAUCGUCCUGGGUCAUACCGUUUCCGGGCGCGGUAUGCCCGUCGCAGGUAUCGAGAAGAUGCUCGGACCCUGUCUGAACACCAUUCCAUUCCGGGUGAAGCUGCAGCGCGGGUGGAAGGCAGUCGAUCUUUUGCAGCACGUUCAGAAACAAUGCUCCGCGACUCUUGCGCAUGACUACGUGGAUCUCGCGGAUAUCGGCCGCAGCAGCACCGACUGGGCGGAUACUUCUCUGCCCUGUGUUAUCCAGCAUCAAAACAUUGCGGAGGGUUCCGCACUUCCGUUACCUGGCGUGGCAUGUACCUCGUCUGGGUGGGCAUGUUUCAUUCCGGAAUCUGGGAUGUGGAUUUUAUCCACGCCGCAGGACGACAAGUUGCAGGUGAUGCUGUGUACUUCUGGGGCAUUCAUGUCGCUGAAAAGCGCCCGAGCCUGGGUCAAGGAUCUUGCGACCGCCAUCACUCUUCUCGCCAGCCAGCCAGAUCUGUUGUUGGAUGAUGUUCAUAUAUAG